Messenger RNA from Paramacrobiotus metropolitanus, 4023 nucleotides. RefSeq names its product metabotropic glutamate receptor 2-like. The transcript is spliced from 15 exons. Gene Ontology annotation, molecular function: adenylate cyclase inhibiting G protein-coupled glutamate receptor activity. Gene Ontology annotation, biological process: G protein-coupled receptor signaling pathway. Bases 216 to 3755 code for a protein of 1179 amino acids. Lineage: Eukaryota; Metazoa; Tardigrada; Eutardigrada; Parachela; Macrobiotidae. Gene Ontology annotation, cellular component: membrane. The record is from RefSeq and is a predicted model, not a curated record.
GCGAGACGCCACUACCGCGUGACCUUAAUCAACUAAACAAGCCCAAUUACACGCCGCCUUACCUUCCUCUACCACACCCGCCCGCGCUGGCCAGCGCGUCUCCACCCGAUGCGUUGCGGUGCCGCCGCCGCCCGGGGGGCUGCUGCAGCGGCGGCGCUUAACGUUCACGGCGCUCCUCAUCGUCGUCGACGCGCAGCGGAAGCGGAAAUGAUCGUAUGGCGGAAAUGCGGCAAUUCCCUGUGCAGCCGCUGUACACGUUGUUGUUGUCGUCGGUGUGGCGCGGGCCCAUUAGCGGUGAUGGGCCGCGGGAGACCCAUCACCCACCACCGCCUGCCCGCCCACAGGGGCCCAUUACCAUGAGGGCGCUUAUCCUCACCGGCAUUUUCCUCAUGAUCAGCCUGCAGCGGGCGGGAUUGGUCGACGCCCGCGGGCGGCAGCCGGCACCGGGGUCCGUCCACCGCUCCAAGACACACCACUUCCCGGUGGCGGAUGGACUGAAUCAGGGGCAUCAUUCCAGGGAAGCCGGAAGGAACGAAAACCAUUCCCAUUACUCGCAUCCCCGUCCCAACUGCCACCCGGAAGCGUUCCUGCGCAGUCUGCGCUCGCGGUUCCCCCGCAACGCCAACCUGGAGGCGGUACGGCUGCCGACCGGUGAGUUUGUGAACAUCAGCUGGCCGGUGAAGCGGGUGGCCAACAUUGAGGGCUCCGUCGUCCUGGGUGGUCUGAUGAUGGUGCACGAGCGCGAAGAGAAGGCCACGUGCGGCAAGAUCAUGCGGCAGGGCGGCGUGCAGGCCAUGGAGGCCAUGCUCUACACCAUCGACUACGUCAACACCCACCUCACCGGCAUCCACGCCAAGCACUCCCAGAAUUUCCUGCCCAACGUCACGCUGGGCGCUUACAUUCUGGAUGACUGCGAUAAGGACACGUACGGGCUGGAGAUGGCCGUGGAUUUUAUUAAAGGUUCGAUUUCCAGUUUGAACGGCGAAGGCGCCUACCGCUGCACGGACGGCAACGCGCCCAGUGGACCGGCGGUAAAGGUCAUCCCCGGCGUCAUCGGCGCCGCCAGCAGUGUGACGUCCAUCCAGGUGGCCAAUCUGCUGCGGCUCUUCAAAAUCCCGCAGAUCAGUUUUUUCUCGACGAGCUCGGAACUGAGCAAUAAAGACCGCUUCGAGUACUUCUCGCGCACAGUCCCCUCGGACGCCAACCAGACCCGGGCCAUGGUGGAUCUGGUGAAGCUGCUGAACUGGACGUACAUCUCCAUCAUCUACGAGGAAUCCGCCUACGGAAUCCAGGCCUUCGCCGCGCUACAGCAGCUGCUGGAAGACAACAAGAUCUGCUUGGCAGCGCGGGAGAAACUCCCCAAGGAUUCCGGGAAGGCCGGGGAGCGGCACUAUGACGAGCUGGUGGAGCGGCUCAAACUGACACCGGAAGCGAAAGGGGUUAUUGUGUACGGGUCGGAUCAGGAGGUGGCCGAGCUGAUGCGCUCGAUUCGACGCCGGAAUGCUACGGGAUGGUUCACCUGGAUCGGGUCGGAUGGGUGGAGUGCACGGCCGGUGGUGUCGGAUGGCAGUGAGCCGCAGGUGGAGGGCACCCUCUCCUUCCAGCCGAUGGCGCACCCUGUUGACAAGUUCGACCACUACUUCAAACAGCUCACCGUCUACAACAACAAGCGCAACCCCUGGUUCGUCGAAUAUUGGGAAGACAUGUUCCAGUGCAAAUUCAUCGAUUCCCCGUUGACACCCAACAACGCCCACCUGGAAACGGAGUGCACCGGUGAUGAGGAGUACCAGCCCAGCGGACCGUUUCAAAUGCAGCUGGAACCGCAGCUGCAGUUCGUCAGCGACGCAGUAAUGGCCUUUGCACACGCUCUGCACCUGAUGCACCAGGAACUCUGCCACGGCCGGCCGGGACUCUGCGCCAAAAUGCAGCCGAUCGACGGGGCGGCGCUGCUGCGCUAUCUCCGAAAGGUCAAGUUUGUCGGGCUGACCAAGGAUGAGUUCGAGUUCGAUCAGCAGGGCGACGGACCGGCGCGCUAUAAUAUCGUGCAUUUUAAACGCCUUUCCAAUCUCGAUCCGCCGCAAUGGGGAUGGGUCAACGUCGGAGAAUACGACAAGAGAGGCUUGCGGUUGGACUGGCCGGAAGUGCGUUUCAACGAUAGGAUAACCGGCGCCGAGCAGAAACCGGAGUCAGUGUGCGGGAAGCCCUGUGCGCAGGGUCAGGCUAAGAACAUCAAUCCCGAGCGAAAAUGUUGUUGGACAUGCGUGAACUGCAGCGAUUACCAGUAUCUGGCGUCGGAGUCGGAGUGCAUCGACUGCGGACCGGGCCGGCUGCCGCUCCCCAACAAGACCGGCUGCUACGAGAUCGCCUCGCACUACCUGUCCUUUGAUUCGUACUGGGCGGUGGGCGUGGCCAUCUUCGCCUGUCUGGGCGAGGCCCUGACCAUCCUGGUGAUUGUCGUCUUUCUCAAAUUCAACCAGACCACCGUGGUCAAGGCAUCCGGCCGGGAGCUCAGCUACGUCCUCCUCGCCGGCAUCAUGCUCUGCUACAGUAUGACUGGAUUUUUAUUGCUCAAACCGGGCGCGGUGGUCUGCGGCGUGCAGAUGUUCGGGAUCGGUAUCUGCUUCGCCAUCUGCUACUCGGCCUUACUGACCAAAACCAACCGCAUCGCGCGCAUCUUCCAAGCCGGGAAGCGCAGUGCGCGCCGGCCAAACUUCAUCAGUCCGCGCUCGCAGCUCAUCAUCUGCGCCGGCCUGGUCUCCAUACAGAUUGUGAUAAUUAUCGUGUACAUGGCGUACAGUCCGCCGGCGGCGGAGUUCUACUACCCGACGCGGGAGGACAACGUGCUGGUGUGCCGGUCGCACAUCGACGCCUCGUACAUGAUCGCCUUCGGCUACCCCAUUCUCUUGCUCAUCAUCUGCACCGUCUACGCCGUCCUCACCCGCAAAAUCCCCGAGGCCUUCAACGAGUCCCAGCACAUCGGCUUCACCACCUACACCACCUGCAUCAUCUGGCUGGCCUUCGUCCCCAUCUUCUUCAGUACGGCGACGAACAUCCCGCUGCGCAUCACCACCUUGUGCGCCUCCAUCAGCCUGAGCGGGACAGUGUCGCUGAUCUGUCUGUUCGCGCCGAAAGUCUACAUCAUCCUCUUCCAUCCGGAGCGGAAUGUCCGGCAGUCGCUGAUGAUGAGCGGCGCCAAGUACAACGCCACCAAGACCAACACCACCUCCUUGAUAUCCCACACCGGCAGCGGGGCCAGUCAGAGCUCCAUCGCGGCGGGGGACAGCAACGACGUCGGCAAGACGGUGAAUAAUUUGAAAGAGCCGGCGCAGGCCGAGAAAAUGAAGCUCAACCUGCUCAAGUGCCCCGGGCCGGCGCUGGACGAUUCCGAGCUGAAGCCUUUUGCUAAUAAUCUGAAGAAGAACGGGAAGUCGGUUAACCUCUCCACGGGGAAUCUGAAGGACGCCAACCUCCUCUCGCCGGACCUGAAGGACAAACGCUCCACCCUGGGCGGUUCCUUCAGCAGUCUGCUGCGGCGGGCCAGCAGCACCACGCAGACACUGAGCGCCAGCGACGACCACCUCAGCUUCAGCCUGGAUUCCCUGCCGGCCGCGCACUCCAGUCCGCAGCGGUCGCGGGUGAGUUCCGCGGCGGCCGGUGGUGGCGGCACCCCCGACCGACCGGCGUCUCUGACACCCAGCAGUGCCUUACCCAAGAACACCGUACACCAGUUCCAACCCGACGAUGUACAGCUGUAGAAAAUGCUUAUAUAUACGAAGAACAUCCGUUGUGCUUUUGCAAACGCCGGUCGCCGGUGUGUAAUGGAUCGGUUGACAUGGAUCUCUUUUUUUAAGCUGUGCAAUGGUAUUAGCAAUCAUCCUGUAGAGUGUAUAAUGAAAUUGAUCUGUUUCCGGUGUUAAGGGAUAGUAACAGAAUAUACUGUACCGUCGACAUGACACAAAAAAUUAGCACAAUGCAACAAUGAUUGCAAAAUGCGACAGUGCGGCUGAUAUAAACGUUAACACG